CCGGCCAUGUUAUUGAAAAAAGUCUACUUUUCAAGACACGUGUUUAAUUCCACAAUUUUAUGCAGAAAUAACAGUGAAAAACCAAACUAAACGCUAUAAAAACUAUUAAAAACGGUAGAAGCGCUUACAAAGCAUCAAAAAAUAUCAAAAAACUUUAAUUUUUGUGAUAAAACAAAGAUUCUUCAACAUUCAGCGAAAAUGGUAUCUGGUCGCCCACUUUUAUAUUUGUCACUGCCUGGUGUAGCAUUUAUACUUGGCGUAUUUUGGUUUCGGCGUCGGAAUAAAAAUCGCGGAGAAAAUGAUACGAAAAAACUAGGCAAUGGCACGAUAACGUCCGACAAGGAUUUACCAUCACAGACCGAAGUCACUGAGGAUCUAAUCACAAAAACAAAUACCACAUGUAAUAAUAACAGUAGUAAACCCACAUCCACACCCACAAAAUCAAUGAACAUAAACGGAACUAUACCAUCGGAUGAAGAGAAUCCCGCAAAUCGAAUGUUUGGCAAAUCGGCACCCAUUAAAAUUGUACAAAACGGUCGUGGCCCCUCACCGGUAAAACAAACGGCACAACAGCAACUGGAUUCGGAGGUUUUAAAAACCAAAAUUCAAGAUGCUGAACACAAGUUGUUGCGUUCCAUAGAAGAAGAUUUUGAAAAUCUUUCCUCUCCCGUCGAUCUACCCGAUUCCAUAAAUAAUCGUACAUCAUUCUAUUCGCGUAACGUUGAUAUCAAAAAAGACAAACCGGUUGUUAUAAUGGCCACGACAACACCCAAAAUUUCGCCAGAGAAUUCAUUUUUGGAAAGUAAAUAUACCAAAGACUGUGAAGAGGAUAGUAAUAAAUUAGACAAGAAAGAAAACCACAAUGAAAAGGACAACAACACAACAUCAUCGUCUGUUGGUGGCAGUAAUGGUAAUGGCGAGAAAAGCAUAUCCCCCUCGGAGAAAGUUGUUGCACAAACCAAUAUUGUCGCUAAAAAUGCCACUGACGACUGCACAGACAAUUGCGGCACAACAAAUGUCACAGAUAAACGUAAUGUUGAUGCCGCCAGCCCAUCCUUAAGCCUAUGUAGUGUGCAAUCCGGUGAUUCGGGUAAAGGUUCCAGUUUACCCCGAUCAGAGGCCACACGUGCUAAAACUACAUAUGAAUUCUUUUUGCCAGACAGCCUAGUUGGAUAUUUGUACGGUCGCCGACGUUCGUUUAUCAAUCAAAUCAAGUCCAAAACAAAUGCCACAGUAGUUUUACGCAAGAAGAUGUACCCCGGUAAAUUGCGUGUGUGUGUCGUUGAGGGUACCGAUAGUGAAAUACAAGCUGCUCUGGCAUUAAUCCGUCAACGUUUGCCGGCCAAGCGUUAUCCCAAAUUAACAAUGCAAAGAAUACAUUUUGCACUUCCACAAUCUGUAGUUCCUUUAUCAAACGAAAGUCUGCUUAAUCUUCAGCUUAACCUAAUCGAAGGUAUCAACAAUGAUGUAGUUGUUAGUGCUAUUAUCUCGGGUACCCAUAUAUUUGUACAACAACCCCUACAUCCCACACAUCCUUCGUUAGCUGUUUUACAAAAAUGUCUAUAUGAAAGCUAUACAACAUCAGAUGCACCUCUAUUGCCUGGCGUUGAGUUGAAUGCUGUGUGUGUUAUGCCAGUAAAUGCUAUUUGGUAUCGGGUACAAAUUGUCGAUGGUGACGUUGAAGAUCCAGAGCGAUGUGUUGUUAAGUUUUUGGAUUUCGGUGGCUAUAUGAAUGUACACUUGAGUGAACUGAGACAAAUACGUUCAGAUUUCAUGACAGUACCAUUCCAAGCCACCGAAUGUAUACUCUCAAAUAUAGAGCCAAUAGACUCCUGCUGGACACCAGAAUUUGCUGAUAUUCUAUGUAGACUAACCAAAGGCAUUGUUCUGCAAGCACAAAUUGCCGGUUACAAUUCACAUAAUAUACCAGAAAUAUUUUUGUUCGCUUGCUUAGGCCCCAAUAAUGUUAUAUUUAUCAAUAAGGAGCUUGUUGCCAGAAAUCUUGCAAAAUGGGUGGACAUAAGAGACUGAUUAUAUCCCGCUAAGGAAAUGCAUACAGAAACAGAGGCUGCCGAUAGCAACAAUAAUAACAUUGAAUUGGACGUUGUUGUCGCUUACAACAGCAAAAUUAGCAGACCAGAAAUAAAUCACAACAACAACAACAUUAACUAAGUUCUCAAAACGUUUUUACCAACAGAAUUUUAACACAAAAACAACACAUAAUACACUCACAUACACACACCCACACACACGCUCUAAUGGUAACUAUUAAAGCCACAAAACAAAUGCACUUAAGAAUUGUAAAAGCCAUAUAAUACCUUCAAAAGGUCUCUUAUCUUGCUCUCACUCCGCAAAAUAUUUGAAACUAUUUUAGAGUAGAACUCGAUGAGAAAGCCGCCAACCACCAUUAGAGAUAUUUAAGAAAGGUUGUUGCUGCAACCAUUAUUUAUAAUAAUUAAUUAAAGGCUUUAGUCAAGAAUAACUCAAACAAACAAACAAACCAUUCACAAAUAUUAAGAACAAGAAAGUAAAAUAUGCUAAUAUUUCAUCACUUUUAUUCAAAUACAAGAAGUGAAUGAUGUCAAAAAAGAAAAGAGACAAAAGCCAAGAGUAGUUGUAGGUACAUCUGGAAGAGAACCACACAUGUUAUACAAAAUGCAGUCAGUCAGUGCUCUUUUAACUUAAACAUAAAUUAACAUCAACAAGAACAACAAAAAGCUUUUAUGUAGGCAUCUUUUGUAAAUAUAUACUAUAUAGGAUUUAGUAAUUAAAUAUAGUACAUACACACAGAAACUGCAGCAGCAGAGGAAGAAGUAACAGAAGAAGUUGAAAAAAAAAAAACAACAAGAACAGAACAAAAAAAAAAAACUAUUUUAAAAUUCACUUCUUAUGUGCUUAUAUUUUCAUAUUCCUCAUGCUCCUUUUAUUUAUUAUAUUUUUUGUUUUUUUUUUUUUAUUUUUGUUCAGCAGUCCUUUCUUAAGUUUUAAGUGACAAAAGAAACACAGAAGUUAGUCAUUGUUAUUUUUCUACUUUCUAUGGCAAUUUUCCCCCAUACCCAAUUUUAAACCAUCAUAACAAGACAAAAUCAGUCAAAUAUUAUCCUCUUAGAAUGCAAAAAACAAAGCCCACAAGUUUUCAUUGUGGUCAGUCUUUUCAAAUUCACUUAAAUCAUGGAACUUACCAUACUAUUACAUACAUGUGUACAUAACAUUUAUAUCCUUCUUUUUUAGUUUUGUUUUCUUUUAUAUACAAACAUACAAAAAAUAUAUAUUGUAAUUUCAAAACAAGAAUAAUUACUGUUAUGCGAAACGAGGAGGAGAAGAAGAAGACCGAGGCAGACAAAUAAACAAACCACUGGGUCAUGAGAAAAGCACAUCAACAAUAUGAGUGUCUUAGGGAUUACGUUUUCAGAGGAAAAGGAGUAUAGAAAAGUUUCACCUGCCUGAAAAUAAAACCAUAACCUGUCCAUAGGAUUUUGUCCUCACUGCGAAAAUGUUCAAUAUACAGAAAGAGGAGAUCUAGCUACAUAAAUAUAUUAUGUAACUUUUAUAAAAAAAUACACCUGACGUGCAUUUUAGAGAUGUGACGGGUUUCGAUUGAAUUUCCUUUUUAACACAAUUUUUUAAUCUCCCUCAACGCAAGUGUGAAAUUCAGUACCAAGCAGAACAAGAAUUCCCUUGUUAAUUAGAAUUAAACAAUUGAUUAUAGUUCGGAAAAUUUUCCUAGGAACAUUAUAUUCAACAUAAAGCUACAAUUACGAUUGAAAUUCGUACUCUCGGUUUGUGGCUUGAUUUGGAAAUUGUAUGGCAUCAGGAUAUUGCAUACCGGGGAGAAAUUAAUUUUUGGCGUUAGGAUAUUUAUUUAACAUCGAGAAAACAAUAGUUUUUCUAUACCCUCAGCCGUAUUUGAUAGGUCAAAAUGUGCCUAGUCGAAAUAACGCUUUUAGAUCCUAGGUUUCUUUGGACCAAAUCCGUUUCAGAAUAUUUGGAGUCGAUCUAACGAUGUCCGUCAGUCCGUCCGUCAGUCUGGCUGGCUGCUGCGCACGAUAACUCUCGAAGGGAGUAUCUGAUUUGGUCCAAACUUGGUAUAUCGUAAUGUUUUUUUUGUUAAACUUAGAUCGAGUUCGGAGAUGGGCAAUAUCGGUUCACUCCUGUUACCUCCCCCACAAGGGCGGAAAUCUUCAUAAAACAUAUUUUCUACACAGAAAGAGAAAGGAUAACCCAAUUUUGCUCCAACUUUGCAAAUCCUAAUAUUUGCGUCAGUGCUCGGUCAGGUGCGAAAAUUGACCAUAUCGGUCCACGCUAUCAAGUACCUCCCCCACAAAGAGUCAACAUUUUGAAUAAUUACAACUCUCAUAAAAUGUGAUGUAAUAGUCCGAUUGUCAGGUUCUCUUUAUAUUUCACACAUACAAACAUUUUUUGCUAACACAAGAUCUGUUGUGAAGAUGCUAUAUAUCUGCGAACCCCUUCUAGUACCUCACCCACAAAUGGUCACAAUUUUCAAUAAUUUUAUAAUAUAAAUUGCAAAAAAAACUCAGCGAUUCUUUACAACUUGCUAUAUCUAAAUAUAUGUCUCUCAACCUGAAACCUUAGAUGAAUAUUGAAUUUAUAAUUUCCCAUAAAUUGGAUAUAAAUGUUCGAUUUUCUUAUAAUUUUGGCGAAGGAAGUUAGUCCAAACCUGGCACGUAUUUAGGUCUGAUACGAAAUCAACAACAUUGGCCCAUUCUUUCAGUUUGAAUAAUCAUAACAUAAGUCAAAAUAUUUUUAAAUAAUCGAACAUUGGCUGAGGGUAUACAUCUGUCGGCAAAACCAACCGAUACUUUUUUACUUGUUGUUUUUCAUAGCCUCAAAACCUAAAAUCUCUUUUCGAUGUUCAUCCCAAGCAAUUAAUCUAUAAUUUUAACAAUUUGACGAGGAAAGAGAAAAAAACAUUUCAAAAUUCAAAGAAACUACCCAUGAUUUUAUAGCUUAAAGUGUAUGAUUCGCGCAUUUCAAAAUUCAAAGUAACUCCCCAUGAUUUUAUAGCUUAAAGUGUAUCAUUCGGACCAGAAAAACGUUUCAAAAUUCAAAGUAACUUCCCAUGAUUUUAUGGCUUAUCAUUCGGACCAUCUUCUUAUUUGUACGCCUAAAGACAGCCUUCGAUUAAUUAUUAAAAUCAUUAUCUGUUGCCUUGUUUGCCUUUUUCUCCUCCACAGUGACAUGUUUUUUCCUUGAUACGUUCUUGAAAUAUUCAAGUAUUUUUUUCCUUCUUAAUUAUUUUUGUUUUUAAAUUAAAAUUUCUUCACAGAUCUUCAAUUUUAAAAAUUUACUUUUUUUUGCUAGUAAUUUAAGCCGACAUUGCAAAAGAGGAGGAGUAACAGAAUAUAUAGAUACACAUAACAAUAAUAUUUAUUUUGAAAUUACAAUGCCUUUUUUAAAAUGAUGAUAAAAAUGGCUUUGUUAUAUUAUUAAAAGAAAUAUCUAAUGCUAUUAUUAUUUAGUUUUCUUUAUUUUUUUUUUUUAAAUAGAAUGAUGAGAAUAUUUUGUAGGCUUAGUGUUAAUCUUUCUAAACGUAAUAUUAAUUAUUGUAUUUUAUUUUAUUAUAAUUAUCAUUUUAGUUAAAAGAACAACAACAAAACAAGUUAUUACAUUAACCUGCCGCCGGAGAGUAAGGGGUUGUGCUAUUUUAUUUUUGUAUACCUUGUCUCUAGCCCAGACCUUUUACCUAUCUAUUCUACAAAUAUCACUUCUCACUCACUAUUAUAUUGUUA
Molecule: messenger RNA, 5750 nt
Organism: Musca domestica (house fly)
Lineage: Eukaryota; Metazoa; Arthropoda; Insecta; Diptera; Muscidae
Product: A-kinase anchor protein 1, mitochondrial
Exons: 5
Coding region: 199-2031 (610 amino acids)
Molecular function (GO): RNA binding
Source: RefSeq, a predicted model, not a curated record